Messenger RNA from Arabidopsis thaliana (thale cress), 675 nucleotides. RefSeq names its product Zinc finger, C3HC4 type (RING finger) family protein. The coding region runs from base 1 to 675 and encodes 224 amino acids. The transcript has a single exon. The record is from RefSeq and is marked reviewed. NCBI's taxonomy places the organism in Eukaryota, Viridiplantae, Streptophyta, Magnoliopsida, Brassicales, Brassicaceae.
AUGAGAAUAGAUUUCUACCACAAUAUCAUACGCAAUCAUCAACCAGAAAACGCUGGCACACUCUCAGUGAAUGCAAAUAUCGACGGUUACGACUACACAUUUACUGAUACAUCGUUUAUCGAAGAAUUCCUCAACGAAGAAAACAAUCAGUUUCCCACCAAACAAAAAUUACAUUAUUUCUUGGAGGAUUCAGAGCUAAUUAACGAUUACGAUAUGGAAUGGGGUACUGCGAUAUUUGAGCUAAUUUUCUAUGUUGUUGCAGUAACUAAUCCCGCAAGAGGUGACUAUUCUCCGGGGGAUGAUUUGCUUGUGUCCUUGCUUAUUUUUCCUAAUGAUGAACCGAUCGAAGAAGAGUAUGAGAUUGAAGAAGAGGAUUUGAGUGAAGAAGAGGAUCAAAUUGAAGAAGCGGUUCGAGCCUCCUUGGAGGAGACCAAUAAUAUCAGUUUGAGACCCGCAAACAAGCUCGUGGUCAAUUCUUUAGCCAGGAAAAUAUACAAGAAGACCACUAGUUCUACUGAAAGGUGCACAAUUUGUUUGGAAGAGUUUAACGAUGGAACAAAAGUUAUGACUUUACCUUGCGGACAUGAAUUUGACGAUGAGUGUGUCCUAACGUGGUUUGAGACUAAUCAUGACUGUCCACUGUGUCGUUUCAAGUUGCCAUGUGAAGAUCAAUGA